Molecule: messenger RNA, 1008 nt
Organism: Adineta steineri
Lineage: Eukaryota; Metazoa; Rotifera; Eurotatoria; Adinetida; Adinetidae
Source: the annotation of a GenBank genome assembly
AUGGCAUCAUCUAAUGAACACAUACCAUCAAGUAUUUAUCUUGUUGAUUAUUUUAUUUAUUGCCCGUUAUUCUGUGAAAAAGAAGGACAGGAAGCUCGAAAAAUUCUUUAUUAUUAUCCAUCUGAUACAGAAAUUGAUCGUCAAAUACGUACAGUUGGUUACUGUGAAGGUUUAGUUGAAUUUACUGAAACUUUUGCAUUUGAUGAUCCAUGUGAAAGUAUACAUUUUCAAAAGUCUCGUCUUUUAUUUUAUCAAGUUGAAAAUGAUAUCUGUCUUGCUAUGACACUUUAUGUUCCAGUUAUUAAACAAAAGAAAGAUGAUAAAACUAUUACUGAAUAUUAUGAUGAACAUAUUAAUGAUAGACUUAUGUUAACUAUUUUAAAAAUGUCAUAUGAAUAUUUUGUUUUACAAUAUGGUACAAUGUCUACAUUAAUUCAUCGUAAUAGUGUCGAUGAAUUAAGAUAUAUACUUAAAUUUAUUCAAUAUCAUAUACAUAAUAUGAUACGUGAUGUCACAAUUGAUUCUUCUUAUUUCGGUAUACAAUAUCUUGCAAUCGAUCGACGAUUUGUUUUUAAAUUUCAAACAAUUUUACGACGAUUUCAAUUACAUCUUCCAUCAAUUAAAGAAAUGAUUUUUAUUUAUCGUGAUCAACUUAUAUGGAGUGGACUUAAUCAAGAUGAUACUAUUACAAUCUACUCGUUUUUUCGUCUCUAUUAUUGGCCACAUAUUAAAAAUUUAUCACAUACAACUAAUAUACGCAGCAAUCGUGAAUUAACUAGUCCUGCUAAUCAUCUUACAAAUACACUUGCUGAAGAUGUACAAUGGUUUCAUCCUACUGGUGAAAUAAUGGUCAAACGUGAAAAUGAUCCAUGGAUAAUAGCUAAACGAUCCGAUAUGCGUGAAUUAUUAGUAAUUGUUAAUCAAAAAUCUGCAAAUUUAAAAGAAAUUAGUGAUAAAAUCAAGCAAAUAUUUUCUACACAAUUUAAUAAUAUUUUACUGUUAGAAUGA